AUGACGCUGACUGGUGGACCUUUAGCCGUGAAGAUAGUGGAAGGAAUAGUAUUUUCAAUCAUCAUAAUCCUUUCGCUAGUUGGGAACACUUUAGUAGUACUUGCAGUGUAUAGGCAUAGGUCUCUGAGAAUCGUAUGUAACUAUUAUAUCGUGUCAUUGGCCAUAGCCGACCUCUUGGUCUCUCUCUUUGUUCUUCCAUUCAGUAUGAUGACUGUAAUGCUGGACGCGUGGGUAUUCGGGUUGGCGUGGUGUCAAAUAUGGAUGACAUUGGAUGUGUUUCUGUGUACUUCAUCUAUUAUGAACCUAUGUGCAAUCAGCGUUGAUCGGUUCAGAGCCAUCACGACGCCUCUCAAAUACGCUAUGAACAGGAGCGUCUCUCACGUAGUUAUCAUCAGUGGCAUAAUGUGGUUGGUGUCGCUGGCUGUUGCCAUAACACCAGUGAUAUUUUGGUCAUCUUCCACCAGUUCACUUCUUGAGGAUUCGGGAAUGUGUGCUCUUCCGGUAGACCCUGCGUUUGUCGUGACAUCCUCGAUCAUCGCAUUCUUUGUACCAUGCUUACUCAUGAUUGCCUGUUAUUUCAUCAUCUUGCGAGUCAUGAGGAAAAAGGUAAGAUGGAGCAACAAGGUGUCAGAUGGACUACAAAAUCCUGUUACACAGAAAAGCGUCCAAGAUGGACAAACUGUUCAACAAAAUCAAGCUGAAACAAGCCCCGUAACUAAUAACACUACUGCUAAGGAUAGUGCAAUACUAGUAUCGUGUGAAACUGACAAAUCGGAGCCUUCAACAGCUCAAGACAAUACUAAUACUAUAAACCAGCAAAGCAAACACAUGCAGAAAACUGAAGAGCCGCCUGUAACUGUACGCAGAGUAACUGCAACAAAUAAAGAGGGGAGGGCUGCAAAGACCCUGGGGAUAGUAAUGGCGGUGUUUUGCCUCUGCUGGAUUCCGUUCUUUGUCACCAAUGUCGUCAAUUCGGUAUUUUAUGAAGUCAACAUUGACUUGUUUUUAGCAUUUGUCUGGCUAGGAUAUUUCAACUCGAUGCUUAAUCCUCUACUUUAUACAUGUUUCAACAUGGAGUUCAGAUCUGCUUUCAAAAAACUAUUAUUUUGCAGUUAACGGAUGUUAAAAACAUCAAAAUGUAUAAACGUAGAACUUAACCAAAGGGCAAAAACUUCGUAUAGCAUCAGACGUUGCACCUUUCGGCUAUGCCAAUAAGGAAUUUAAUAUGAAAGAGUGCAUCACAGUUUCAAUUGUUAUUUUAAAAUAUUAAUGGGUAAAAUUGUUGUCU
Messenger RNA from Owenia fusiformis, 1288 nucleotides. Lineage: Eukaryota; Metazoa; Annelida; Polychaeta; Sabellida; Oweniidae. The record is from the annotation of a GenBank genome assembly.